This is a messenger RNA of Amorphotheca resinae ATCC 22711, 1539 nucleotides long. RefSeq lists its product as hypothetical. The coding region runs from base 1 to 1539 and encodes 512 amino acids. Gene Ontology annotation, biological process: ubiquitin-dependent protein catabolic process. Lineage: Eukaryota; Fungi; Ascomycota; Leotiomycetes; Helotiales; Amorphothecaceae. Gene Ontology annotation, molecular function: ubiquitin protein ligase activity. The transcript is spliced from 3 exons. Gene Ontology annotation, cellular component: cytoplasm. The record is from RefSeq and is a predicted model, not a curated record.
AUGGCGACGUCGACCGUUGCCCGGAUCGUGGAUGUCCUGUCCGUCCUCCUCCUCUUCUUUACGGCUCUAGCCACGGCUCAAUCAGUCCAGCCAUCAAAUGCCACAUUACCGCCCGCAGAGAGUGGCUCGGCGACCCAGCUGGGCUUGACUGGAGCCCCCGCCCAGAGACAGUCGGCUUUCGAGAUUGUACCGCUCACAGCCGCCGUUGGCAUGGGACAAAAUGCUGCAUCUGUUGCUGCGAUCACUAUCUCUGGAAACCUCAAAUCGGCAGAUCCCACUAACGAGAAUAACAUCACCAGCACUGAUAUUGCGUACAUCAGCUGCGAUACGGGCAAUGAUGGCGGCUUCAUUGAUCCUUCACAAGUAGUAACUGCUGUAGCGAAUGCAAGACCAAAGGCUAUCCUGCUGUACAGCCUUACAGCUCGGGCGUGCAAUUUGACGGGUUCCUUUGGAUACGGUUCGAUCUACUCCAUGACCUCCGCCUCAGACUCAAGCAAUCUUUACGACACGAUUAGAUCGCAACCCCCAACAGAUGUACUAGGUGGGAUUAUUCAGUCGAAUUCCACGGCGAAUGGACAGGGAAACCCUCCUUCCGGAGAUAACCCUGGUGGGGGGCCGGCCCCCACUACCGCAGUCGCAAUGAGCAUCCUCUACAGCAUUACUGGAGUCAUAACACUGCUGUUCCUCACAAUCAUUGCGACUGGAGCUAUCCGAGCUUAUAGGAAUCCAGAAAGAUAUGGCCCUCGUCCUGCUGGUGUUACGGGUCGACCACGGCAGAGCCGAGCCAAGGGACUUGCGCGGGCAAUGCUCGAGACCCUGCCAAUUGUUAAGUUUGGCGACCCCGAACCGCUUAAGCCAGGGAAUAGGGAUAUCGAACUCGAGGAUGGGAACGCGAGUGUCCACGCUCCUCCUGAGGUAGUCGCUGUGGCAGAAACCGGCGCGGAACCGAAGGAGCGUCCAACCGCAACGGAAGUGGAGUCUGGCUUGGGGCCACAAACAAAUGCCGCGUCGACUAAUAACGGUAAAGAGCCAGAUGCUGUACCACCAGUUGAGUUGGGCUGUUCCAUCUGUACAGAAGACUUCGUUGCAGGCGAAGAUGUUCGCGUGCUGCCCUGCAAUCACAAAUACCACCCUGCCUGUAUUGAUCCUUGGCUGUUGAACGUCUCUGGAACUUGUCCACUAUGUCGUCAUGAUCUCCGACCGCCUCAACCUGAAGGGGCUGAGGGAGCUGAGGAUGACGAGCUUCCACCUCCCCUCUUCCCCCACGAAGGUGCCGAUGAUGGCACUGAACAUCAUGGCGAGCACGAAGCAGACACGCACCAGCGACGGGGUGUUACACGGUUGUUCGACUUAGCCGGCCUUCGGCACGCACCACCCGAGGAGCGCAUCGCCGCACUUCGGCGUUUACGAGAACAAUCCCGGCGUGAGGGGAACGCCCAGGACAGCGAGGAGACACACAUGGGAGCACGGUUAACAGGACACUUGAGGGAUGUUCUUCGGAUUCGGACAAGACCGCAACACGACGCGGCUCCUGAAUAA